AGCAGCUUAAGUGUUCGACACCUCUUUGAGCAGACGCCGGGGCCGCUUCCUGUUGCACACGAAAAUCGGAUUAAGCAUGUAGCUAGCAAUUAACGGGGGUUGGCGAUCCGAGCGAGCGGCACGGAACACACACACACACAAGCUCGCGGUAAUUGCGCAAUCGAUGCGGUCGGUGGGGCGGUGGUGUGCCCGUUUGCGUUGAGAUGGCACGAGCACAGCCGGGGUGCCGGGGUUGCGGGCGGGAGGGUGCGUUUUCGGUCGGAGCUGCGAUUUGUGCUGCAGUCAAGUGAGCGUCGCAGCAGCAGCAGCGGGCCGGCCUCCGUGCUAUUAUGUGAGGCAUCGGCGGACGGACGGCCCCGCCGGAUUCGCGCUUUGCCCCCCGGCGGCGGGGGCCUCGGUUUCGGCAUGACGACACCGAGCUGCUGAUGGCCGACGCGCGGAGCCACUCGCGGCGCCGCCGCUCGCUGUUGCGGACGGCCGUGGCGCCGCUGCCCGCCGAGCCCAUCGUUGAGCCCGAGGCGUGGAGGGUGGCCCAGUUCCUCAACUGGCAGGAGACCACUAGCUUCGAGCCCUACAUUUACGCACUGUCGUCGAGCAAGGCCGGCUCGACGCCGACAAGCAACGAGGCCGGCCGGCCGUGGAGCAUUUUCUCAGGGUUGGCGGCCGUGAAGCACCUGCCAACCAGGUACGAGUUCCUCGCCGGCAAGUACCUGUCCAAGUCGACAGUGUUCGGCAUCCGCGACGUGUCGCUCGGCCGGCAGGGCUGGGUCUUCCGCUUCGACCGGCCGCACGCGCCGCACCACGAGUUUAGCCACCUCAACAUCAACCCUAAGUUUACCGGGGUGGCCGACCCCCACAUUCCCCUGCCCGGAGGCGCCGUUCCCGUUGGCGAGGCUGCCACCAAGGUCAUCAACGUCGCUGGAAAGGUCGUCCUCGUCGCCGCCGUUGCCGUCGACAGUUACAGACUUGGGGGCGCCGUCUACAAAGAUCUGCAGGAGAAUGAGACUUUGGGGCAUAGAACUGCCAAAACGACUGCUUCCGUCGCUUCCGGCUGGGCCGGGGGUUUCGCCGGUGCCGCGGCUGGCAACAGCGUCGGCACCAUUGUCGGUGGUGCGAUCGGUGCCGCUUUCGGAGGGAUUGGGGCCGUGCCUGGAGCGGCCAUCGGCUCCAUGGUCGGAUGCCUGCUCGGAGGCGUCACCGCCGGCGUCGGCGCAAGCACUGUUGCGGAGGUUGUCGUUGAGAAACUCAGGGGCAAUCUGCAGGGCGUGGUGUCGUGCACGGAGGAAGGGCACCUGGUGGUGAAGCCGUCGUUCCCGCCGGAGAACGAGGAGCAGGAGGACGAGUGGCUGGAGAUUUUGCGCGUGGUGGCGUGCGUUGCGCUGCGUGGGCGGCACAUGAGCGUGGUUGCGUACCAGCCGGCGCACCAGGUGUUCUCGGCCGAGAUCUCCAACAUUCUGCAGCCAGAGAGCGUGAAGAGCGAGCAGCGCUUGUUCGUCACCGAGUCGAUCAUGUCGUGGCCCAUCGUGCGCGAGGUGUGUGGCACGCCGCAGUUUUUCUUCUCGGCGCUGGCGAUGACGCCGGUGCCGCUGCCCUCCGACCUGGCCACGCUGCGCGGCUGCGUCGAGCACAACUUGCCCGACACCAUUGUCUGCGAGUACGUUUGCAUGAACAGUAACGGCAGCGCCCUCUACUGGCUCAACCCACAGGGCGGCGCCGAAAUUGCCUUAGAUUUGCUAGCCAAGCAGUCGCCCUAUCUGCAGGUCAAAACCGUCGUCUAGGUUCCUAAACGCGCGACUAACACACUCCCAAAGGAGAUUAAUCAUUUCUAUCUCCGCGGCUAAUUUGCUUCUCGCGUCGCAUUUCCCAACUGGGCUGUGAAAUACGCACCUUUUUUGGGCAUUUUAUCCAUCCAUCAAAUAGCCCCAAUUUUUUCAGUCUUUAGAAAAUUGUGAAAUUAACUGUAAUUUUUCACUACAGACCUUAAAGAGAGACAUGCGGAGUGAAAAAAGUCGUCGAACGCCUCUUUGCUCCCAUAGGAAUCACUUGUUCAAUGUCAGUAGUAAAUCGCUCACCAUUCUGCUACUGAUAAUCGGAAAACCGGGAAAACCGAUUGUUUUUGGCGUCUAAUUUCAGCUGAAGAGUCAAUCUAUCGAUUAUAAGCGCAAAACAGAUUUAAAACAACCAAUUUUAUUGCGGAUAAAGCAGUUAAUACUCUGCUCGGAAUAUCCCCGACUCUGAUUGGCUGACGCAACGCGCAUGUCAGCAGCUCCCACACGCGAUUUACAGCACGCAAGAGCUGCAUUAUUGCUGAGGUUGAAGAGCUGCUGACAUGAUGCGCGUUGCGUCAGACAAUCAGCGAUGAGGAUUUUUCGGGCAGAGCUGCUCUCUCCGAUUUGCGUUUUUACUUUCGCAAUUUUAGCGAUUUUAAAACCAACUUUUUAAGGGUUUCUGCAAUAACAGAUCGAUGAGCCGGCUCUUCAGCUACAGGUGUAGAGAUCAAAUAAUCGAUUCUCGUUCAUUGGUAGCAGAAUGGCAAACCGAUUUACCGCACGCAUUUAAAAUGGGGUUUUUGUGGGAGCAAAAAUGUGUUUGGUUAAUCUAUCGAACCUGCUUUGGCACUCUCAGCCAAAAAGAAAUUGAGUGGAAAACUGUUUUUUAAUUUAAAAAAUUACAUUACUUUCCCCCCAGAUAAAAAUUGCUUUAGCUUUCAUAUUGCUGAUUUAAAAAAAAACAAUUUUUAAGUCCUCAACUUUAACUUCCAAUUAUUUUUUUAAAGCUUGUCCUCUCAUUCAAAAUAUAUGUGCGUAUAGUCUAAAUUUCACAGCCCUAGAAGUUUAAUGUAGUUCUAAAAUAUAUGUAUUUAUACAAUCUCUUGACAGAGAUGCUGCGCAACUUCCAAUGACUUCAAGUGUUGAAAGGCUGUCAUUAAAAUUUUUUAUUUUUAAAACUGUUUAUCUCAACUUUUACCACAGUCCUUGCAAUCACCACUGGAGAAUUUUUUUAAAAUUAUGAUUGAAAGCAAAUAAUUUUGAGCAGUCCCUUUUGCUCUACGCAACCGAAACUGCAAAAUAAUUAAUCGGAUAAAAUGUUUUGCAAUUUUGUUAUUUAAGAUAUCUUCUAGAAUUCAAUAUGAUUUUUUACUAAUUUAAACAAGUGGUGAAGUAAAGACUGCAAAGGUGAUUUGCAAAAAAAAAACUGCAAUUUUGUUCCAUACAAAAUGAUAUAACUUUUAAUUCAACUAUAUUGUGAAAUUCACAAGAAAAGUCUAAGAAUGCUACGUUUUAGUUGGGGGUGAACUUGAUGUACGUUUUUGUAACCCAAGCUCAUUCAUUGGUUGAAUUAUUUUUUUAAUUUAGUAAUUCGCAGAGAUCACAAAGAUUAAAAAGUGACAAAUUAUCAAAAUUAUAUCAAAUUUCAGUCUUAUCUUCAAAAUUUUGUUUAGAAGAGUUACAAUUAGACAGAUAAAUCGAUUGGUCAGAUAUCGCAUUUAAGGAAAUUUCCUUCGGGGGUUUGUUCUGGAUUCUGUUUCUGCAGUCAAAUUAAAUAGAUACCAAAAUUCUGAACGCUGAUGAAAUUUUUAUGUGUAGAUAAAGUUUUCUUGCAAUUUUUAUGCUCCUGGAAAAACUACGUACACAUAAAAAAUAUUAUUUUAAAUUGAUUUUUUGUAAUAGUUGUAAAAUGGAGCCACAUUUCACGUCCAUCAGCUCAGAAUAAUUUUUAAAAUUAUCUUACAUUUUUUACAAACUAUAGUCGAUUUCCAUGACCAAAUUCUAAGAAUAAGGGUCUUUCCGGAAAAAUGAUAUUUUAUUUCAAUGAUUACUUCAAAUUGUAUCGAAAAUUAUCGUUAUUGAACGAACACUGGCUUGAAUUUUUUAUUUUCCCAUGAUCAAUUUAGUUCUGAGCUCUAAAUAUCCCCAAGUGAUCUUUGAAAGGUGCCCGAUCGAAAUCAAUUAAAUUUUUGAUCAACUAAAACUUAGCAUGCUUCCUUGUUAGCUUGACUUUUCGCAACCGCACAAGUUUUUAUCUUGCAUUCUCCUUUCUUGCAUAAAAUGCAACCUGUCUCUGGGACGAAUUUAAUUGAUUUUAAACUGAACAAACUCUCCUCCCUUUCUCCUCUCUUCUCUCUCUCUCUCUCUCUCUCUCUCUCUCUCUCUCUCUCUCUCUCUCUCUCUCUCUCUCAUGCUCUCUCUCUCUAUAUCUCUCAAUCCAAAGCCUGUGCGGCCGAACCACUUUUGCGCCAGGUAGCCAAUCUUGAUAAAUAUAGGUCCCAUGACUCUUGGAUACCACUACACUUGCCUCUAGAUAACAUGUAACUAUCGCUCAAAGAAGUCAGUCAAUAUUGCAACAAUCUUAAAUGAGACAUAUCAUGGUACUUUAAGAAAAGCAAGACGCUGGAAACACAAUUUACGGCUGGAAAAUGGGAAGACAAAAGAACAUAUCGAUCGGAAAAUGUGACGAGGUACGCGGAUCUUGAAAGAAUUGAUGGAAAAAAAAUAAAUAAACGCUUUGGAAUUUGUACACUUACACAACAUGAUUAAAUUAAAUAUAUACAGUAUUAUAUCCGAAACACAAGAGAGCCAUUGGAGUUUUGCGAGGAAUCAACCAACUCUCGAUAUGACUGUAGUUCCGAUUGUGCUUAGAUUAGACUGAUCAAGUUUUGCCACGUUCAACCCCGCAGAAAUCGCUUUAUGAGAUGCAUAUUUACUGAAAAUUUACGCGCCUGACUUUUGCAGGACCAACUUACAUUAAAUUUCAUCUGAUUUUUCUAUACGCGAAACGAGACGCACAAAGAGUUUAUGCAAUCGACGACCAGCACACAUAUCAUUGCAGACGAAAAAGAGCUUGAUUAAUUGUAAUUGACGCGCACUGUUAGAAAGAUGCGUGAAACUGGCGCAAUUUUGCAGGUUUUAAAUUUGUGUUCUUACACCACGGACCAAAAUUCGUUUCCCGACCUCUUCGGUUUGACUGCAGUUUCUAGCAGUGUGCAUAGGUUUUGAACUUUUGAUACUCAUACUUCUUUGAAUAUUUUUAAAAAUUGACUUACAUAAGAUAUGCAUGAAUAGCUUUAUAUACGCGCGCGCACUGCACAAAUACAUAGGCCUAAACGAACUCGCGACUUUUUGCAAGCUGGGGUUGAAUGUGUCACUUGACUUGCUUCACAUUAGUGCUCAAAAGAAUUAGGCAAAGAAUGUCAAUUUGCAAUUUGUACGUACAAUUAUAUUACUAUAUCGAAAGAGAACAAAAAAUUUUGGAAAACACGCAUAAAUAUUUAUAUCUGUUCCUAAGCUAACAUCUUCUUAACCGGAGAAAAGAUCGUAUAUUAUAUAUGACAUAUUUGUGCACAACUAGAGAAUUUGUAACAAAAGAUAUGUAUUUAUAGAAAAGUUGCUUCCAAUUGAACGUUAUAUUUAUGGCGUAGGUGUUUAUAUGAGGCGAGUAUUUUUCUAGAAUUUGAGGCUUAUAAUACAUUGUUAGUGCAUCUGUGAUUAUAAAUUUAUUAAUGUAUGACUGUUUUACCGUUGUUGUGCUUUGUCCUUUUACAAAAAAUCCAGGUGAGCAGGCGAAUUUCGUUCCAGCGAGCUUUACUUUUCAAACGACGCGCGUUAUUGUCAUGCUUUUGUCGGUACAAAAAUUGUGUCUUUUGGUUUGCUCGCACGAGUCGAUGCACAAAACCGUUAAUAGAGUUGUAUCUCUCGUAACAGAUGUUAGGCCUAAUUAUACUAUUUACCAUUCUGCUCGCCGUUGUGACCAAAAGCAAGGGCUUUACCUCGGCGCAAUGGAAAACAACUGCUGUACGUCUCUUUUAUUCUUACUAAAAUAUGCACGAUUUCCUCGGUCGGGCACGCACAGCUUCUGGAAACUUUUCCAAAUUCGGCAGGCCAUUGCAGAAAUAAGCCGUGUUGUUUGGGAAUGACUGCUGAGCAGAGACAACUCAGAGAAAUGGACGAAAUAUUAAUGAUAUGCAUAAAUAUUUAAAAAAAAAAGGAAUUUACGCAUUACACAAUUCAUGUAUUGUGUAGAGAAAUAA
Messenger RNA from Cloeon dipterum, 6028 nucleotides. RefSeq lists its product as uncharacterized. Lineage: Eukaryota; Metazoa; Arthropoda; Insecta; Ephemeroptera; Baetidae. The record is from RefSeq and is a predicted model, not a curated record. The coding region runs from base 426 to 1778 and encodes 450 amino acids. The transcript has 5 exons.